UUUGAAGGGAGGAGGAAAAAAACGAGCGUGCUUUUACUUCCCUUUGUUCUGUGGACGGCCGUGGCCAGCGACACCUGCCCCCCAAGGUUUCCCCCGUACACACUGUCCGCUGGCCGGUGCUGCAAGGAGGGUGGCCAGCACAGUGGUCAGCCCGCCGUGCCUCGGCCAGGAUACUGACCCGAAGUGAAGGGAGCCAUUGCCGGAAUUAUUGACGCCUGAGCUGUGAGAGGCAGGAGAGGCGAGGCGGCGCAGGAGAGGAGCACGAUGGGGGUCAAGAAUGGCGGGGCCUCGGGGUCCCAGCAGAGCCUCAACGACAACGCCUCCACCAGUUCCGAGCCGUUCGUGGACAUGGUCGAGGCGCCUUCCGACAUCGUGCUGACGGAGGCGGAGCGGAAGUUCCUCCUCUUCGUGCAGCGAGGAGAUGUGGCCUCCGUCAGACGCCAUAUAGAGGCGUUCAGGGACAAGCCGCAGGAGUUGGACAAGGACUGCAAGGAUCCGCUGGGCCGCUCCUCCAUCUCCGUGGCCAUCGAGAACGAAAACUUGGACCUCCUGGAAUGUCUGCUCGAUUUCGGAGUGAAGCCGAAGGACGCCCUUCUCCACGCCAUCUCCGAGGAGUAUGUGGAGGGAGUGGAGGUCCUUCUGGCUCAUGAAGAGAAAGUCCACAAAAAGGGAGAUCCAUAUAGCUGGGAGACCAUGACGCGCGACACGGCCACCUUCACCAAGGACAUCACGCCCCUCAUCCUUGCCGCUCACCACAACCACUACGAGAUUCUGAAGCUGCUGCUGGAUCGAGGUGCGUCGCUCCCCAUGCCCCACGAUAUCAGGUGUGGGUGUGACGAUUGCCUGGUGUCGACGGAAGAGGACUCGCUGCGCCAUUCACUGUCCCGCAUCAACGCAUACAAGGCCCUCGCGUCGCCCUCCCUCAUCGCCCUCUCCUCCAAGGACCCGAUCCGCACCGCCUUCGAACUCUCCGGGGAGCUGCGUCGCCUUCAGGGCAUGGAACACGAGUUUAAGACCGAGUACAUUACACUACGAAAGCAGGUGAUGAAGUUCUCUUCGGAGCUGCUCGACCAGACGAGGACGAAGACCGAACUCGCCAUCAUGUUGAACUACGACCCCGACGGCGACGUGUGGAACGAGGGCGAAGUGAACUCCUUGGAAAGACUCAAAAUGGCUAUCAAGUACUCCCAAAAGUCGUUCGUGGCUCACCCCAACGUGCAGCAGCUCCUCGGCGCCAUCUGGUACGACGGUCUGCCAGGGUUCCGUCGCAAGGACAUGGUCAACCAGUGUAUCGAAGUGUUCAAGCUCGCCGCCAUGUUCCCCGUGCUGUCCAUGGCCUAUAUGUUCUGUCCCAACUCCGAUAAGGGCAAGUUCCUCAAGAAGCCCUUCGUCAAGUUCAUCACCCACUGCGCUUCCUACAUGUUCUUCCUGAUGUUGUUGGCCUUGGCGUCGCAGCGGAUCGAGUACCUUCUGAUCGAGUGGUUCGGCAACCGGUGGCUCCGCUCCCUCCUCGAGGAGUGGAAGAUGAAGGAACGCGGCAGUUUACCGGGCAUAGUGGAGCUGGGCAUCAUUAUGUAUAUCUUCAGCUUGAUAUGGGCCGAGAUAAAGUCCCUGUGGUCUGACGGCGUAAUGGAGUACAUCAAGGACCUGUGGAACAUCAUCGAUUUCAUCACCAACUCGUUCUUCAUGACGUGGGUGUUGCUGCGGACCACCUCCUUCUUCCUGGUGCAGCUGGACCUGUACCGGGGGCUGUGGCCGUACUACCCCAGGGAGAUGUGGCACGCGUUCGACCCCAUGCUGCUCUCCGAGGGAUGCUUCGGUGCCGCCAUGAUCUUCAGCUUUCUCAAACUGGUCCACAUCUUCAGCGUCAACCCUCACCUCGGGCCGCUGCAGAUCUCUCUCGGCCGCAUGAUAUUCGACAUCAUGAAGUUCUUCUUCUUGUACACUCUCGUGCUGUUUGCCUUCGGUUGUGGUAUGAAUCAGCUGAUGUGGUACUACGCCGAGCUGGAGAUGAAGAAGUGCUACUCGCUCCCUGGAGGCUUACCUGACACGGAGAAUGAGGAUCAGGCGUGCUUCAUCUGGCGACGCUGGGCAAACCUGUUCGAGACCUCCCAGUCCCUGUUUUGGGCCUCGUUCGGUCUCGUUGAAUUGGACGCCUUCGAGCUGGUGGGCUUGGGCUCCUUCACGCGGUUCUGGGCCAUGCUCAUGUACGGCUCAUACUCCGUGAUCAACGUCAUUGUGCUCCUCAACCUGCUGAUCGCCAUGAUGUCCAACUCCUACAACAUGAUCCACGAACGGUCGGACACUGAGUGGAAGUUCGCGCGCACGAAGCUCUGGCUCAGCUACUUCGAGGAUGGAGGCACCGUGCCGCCGCCCUUCAACAUGAUUCCCACGCCCAAGGGGGUCAUGCGCGCCCUUGGGGUUUCCGGCAAAAAGAUGAGAGGCUCCGUCAAGCUCAAGUCCAAGAAGAUCGCGGACCAGAGGCACAUGAACGUGAUGCGACUCCUGGUGCGUCGCUACAUCACGGAGAUGCAGCGGAAGGCGGACGAGAAGGGCGUGACGGAGGACGACAUUAACGAGGUGAAACAAGAUAUCUCCACCUUCAGGUAUGAGCUAAUCGACAUCCUGAAGAAUAACGGCAUGAACACCUCCAUGGUCAACGCUGAGGACUCCUCUGUGGUGGGCAAGAAGGGUCGUGCCAUGGAGCGGCGCCUCAUGAAGGGCUUCAACAUUGGCAUGGUGGAGGGUAUCAUGACGGAGAUCCUCACCUCGGACAAGAAGCCCAAGAACAUCUUCGGCAAGCUGGCCCGAGCCAUGGGCAAGAAGAAGAAGGAGGACUGGAACGCCAAGGUGUCGCGGGCCUCUCUACGCAGGGACCAGAUCGGCUCCUCACAAACCAGCCUCAGGCGCUCCAGGACCUCCAUCAGGCGACGCAUCCAGCACGAGAACGAGAUGCUGCUCAAGACUCUCAAUCCAGAAAAGAUUGUCGAAUACAACCCCAACCUCGAGGACUACUCGGCAACCACGCGUGUCGCCUACGCUAGGUUCAAGGUCAACACCCUCAAGAAGGAGAAGGAGAAGCAGCUGGCAGCCGAGAAGAAGGCGGAGGUGCAGCAGAAGGCGAGCACUGCCAACCAGAAGCUGGAGGUGGAAAAGAAGGUCGAUGCAUCAGGCAAACCGUUCCAGUCACGCUCCCCGUCCCCACAUGUGGGCUCCAAGAGCCCCAGUCCCGGCCCUGCCCCGUCCAGCCAGGCACCCAAACCGCCCGCCACCCAGACCCCCAAACCCCCAUCCACCCAGACCCCCAAACCCCCAGCUACCCAGACCCCGAAGGCACCCGCCAGCCAGGCCCCUAAGCCGCCCAUGAAACAGAAUAUCAGGCCGCCAUCUCCUCAGCCUCCUCCAGCCCCCAGCACCGCUGCUCCCAGGCCCCCGGGACCCGCUCCCGGCAAAGUGUCUGUUCCUGCCGCCUUCCAGCAGCAGCAGCAGCAAGGUCCGCCUGCUGGAGCCCCGCCCCGCUCACGCCCGCCGACCCAGGCCCCCAAACCCAUGGCCCCGGCACCCUCACAGCCACCCCCCAGCGUGCCCAAGGAGACCAUAGUCAAGGUCACUCCCCCUGCCCCCGCUGCCUCUGCCCCACCCAAGACGUCGCCAGCCCCCCCGCCCAAGAGCCCCUCGCCAAGUCCUAUCGCCACGUCCCCGUCCCCCGCUACCUCAAGAGCCGCAACCCCCAGCCAGGACCCCAUCGCCUCCGGCACGUCCUCUGUAACGGGUCAGGUCAGGACGGGCUGGUUGUAGAGUCGGGGCAACCCUCAACCACGCCUCGCCUCCCCAACUCCGCCAUCGAGCUCGCCAGGUUGACCCGCAGCGGACAGUGACGGCAGGAAGGUGAGGCGCAGGCGUGAUAUGAAAACCACCGCCCACGCCCGUGCCCCUCGCCUGGUAUUCCGAGGCAGGGGAGGGCGUGGGCGGUGACUCUACCCCUCACGCUGCAUGAUGUGAGGAAGUCUGUUCAGGUUUAUAUAUAAGCUUAAGGAUGAUUUUUUUCGUUUUCAUCACAUGAAAUCAUUCCUCUUCUUAAAACACACACACACACACACACACACACACACACACACACACACACACACACACACACACACACACACACACACACACAUACACACAUACACACAACUCUGCAUGACUAAAAUUUUGUUAAUUGUUUUCCUCUUCCCCUUCCAUCUCAAGUCUCCUGCCCUCUCCCUUUCCUUUUUUCGUGAGCCUGAAAAUGUUAAGAACGUGGCCCUCUAGAGGUCGAAAUUGUCCUCCUUGCCAUUCUUUCCCCUUUCCUCCACCUACCUCAACUUUUCCUCUCACAACUCAGAUUCACAUUUCUUCAAUCCGUGGCUUGUUUCAUUCAUUACUGCCACAGUUAUACAUUAUUUCAUAUUUGUAUCUUAUUUUACCUGUAAUUUAUGUUCGUUGCAUGUUGACGUGAAGUGUUGCAUGCACUAACUUCUUGAUUUGUAUUCUCUUGUUUUGCAUGUUUUCCGUGACUCGCGAUCUGCAUGUCAGCGAGUCUCGUUCACGUAGUUGCCUUUCUUGGGUGUCGAGGGUAAGGGAGGAGAGCCUGUGGUGUGUAUGCAUGGAAAGGGGGUACCAAGGCAGUGUACGUACCCCCAAUAGUCCGUAGCCUUGCCCGGUAGUCACUGCAAUGUAUAUAUUUUUUCUACAGUUAGCCAUGUAAAGUAUUCCGUUCUCUUCGUGUACAUAGAAAGUGAAAGAAAACGGUCAUGAUCCUGCCGAGGAGGGGGAAGGAAAAUAAUUUACGCUGCCGAGUCUCCUAAAAUCAGGGUGUUAGAUGUGGGAACCAUGUAGCUUGUAUUAGAGGUGAAAAGGAGAAAGGAGGAAAAGAAGGCUGACAGGGGUGAUGUGUAAUGAAGUAGAUAUGCGAAAAGGCUAUAUUGAAGUCUAUCAGUAUUUUCAUGAGAUAUGGCAGAGGAAAAUUGGCAGACCUUUAGCUUGUAGUGGAGGUGAAAAAAAAACAAAGAAAAGAAUGCUGAUAGGGAUGGGUAGGCGGUGGCUGAGGUGUUAGCGUGGUGGGCUCACAUUCACCACGCCAUGGACAACGUCGGUUCGAAUCCCCACGCAACCACCUGGGAUUUUUCAGUCACCGCCGAGUGGCCUAAGAUUACCCAUAUGCUGUCCAGAAGACCACCCAUCAACCCGGACUCUAGAAGAAACCGUCCAGUGAAUCAAGAAUGAGUUUCGGGGGGCAGCAUGAGCCAAACAUAAAUGGCGCCACUAUAAAAAAAAAUUGCCCCUGAAGAAAGCUUACCGGCGCUAUAGGCGGGGAUGUAUAAUGGAGGAGAGGUAAGGGAAAGCCAUAUCUCUUAAGUCUCAAUAUUUUCAUGAACUACGGGAGAGAUAAAUUGCACUACUGAGUUUGCACCUUCUCUUAGGCAGUAUUUUAUUUUUUCUUGCCAAGGUCAAAACUUUAGGAUGACCUUACGCGGGCCGAGAGGAACAAGGCCGUCUCUCAUACCAUGGAUUUCUCUUUUUCAUUGUGUGGUUUACUGCAUGUCAGGGAGAGAACCUAAUACAGUCACCCUUCACAA
Molecule: messenger RNA, 5600 nt
Organism: Eriocheir sinensis (Chinese mitten crab)
Lineage: Eukaryota; Metazoa; Arthropoda; Malacostraca; Decapoda; Varunidae
Gene: trp
Product: transient receptor potential protein-like
Exons: 19
Coding region: 265-3798 (1177 amino acids)
Biological process (GO): calcium ion transmembrane transport; regulation of cytosolic calcium ion concentration; manganese ion transport
Cellular component (GO): cation channel complex; membrane
Molecular function (GO): protein binding; inositol 1,4,5 trisphosphate binding; store-operated calcium channel activity
Source: RefSeq, a predicted model, not a curated record